AUGAUUACCUUCUUGGCCUCGAAUAAUAGAAGCCUAAAUAAAGGCAGCGGCAUUAAUGAUGGAGAGGAAGAGAUGGUUUUCUGUGCUUCCUGCUGUAGCCUGAAAUGUAAACUGUUAUACAUGGAUAGAAAGGAAGCUAGAGUAUGUGUAAUCUGCCAUUCAGUGCUAAUGAAUGCUCAAGCCUGGGAGAACAUGAUGAGUGCCUCAAGCCAGAGCCCUAACCCUAACAAUCCUGCUGAAUACUGUUCUACUAUCCCUCCCUUGCAGCAAGCUCAGGCCUCAGGAGCCCUGAGCUCUCCACCUCCCACUGUGAUGGUACCUGUGGGAGUUUUAAAGCACCCUGGAGCAGAAGUGGCUCAGCCCAGAGAGCAGAGGCGAGUUUGGUUUGCGGAUGGGAUCUUGCCUAAUGGAGAAGUUGCUGAUGCAGCCAAAUUAACAGUGAAUGGAACUUCCUCAGCAGGAACCCUGGCUGUGUCACAUGACCCAGUUAAGCCAGUAACUACCAGUCCUCUACCAGCAGAGACAGAUAUUUCUCUGUUCUCUGGGAGUAUAACUCAGGUUGGAAGUCCUGUUGGCAGUGCAAUGAACCUAAUUCCUGAAGAUGGCCUUCCCCCCAUUCUCAUAUCCACUGGUGUGAAAGGAGACUAUGCUGUGGAAGAGAAACCAUCACAGAUUUCAGUAAUGCAGCAAUUAGAAGAUGGUGGUCCUGACCCACUUGUAUUUGUUUUAAAUGCAAAUUUGUUGUCAAUGGUUAAAAUUGUAAAUUAUGUGAACAGGAAGUGCUGGUGUUUCACAACCAAGGGAAUGCAUGCAGUGGGUCAGUCUGAGAUAGUCAUUCUUCUACAGUGUUUACCGGAUGAAAAGUGUUUGCCGAAGGAUAUCUUUAAUCAUUUUGUGCAGCUUUAUCGGGAUGCUCUGGCAGGAAAUGUUGUGGGCAACUUGGGACAUUCCUUCUUCAGUCAGAGUUUCCUUGGCAGUAAAGAACAUGGUGGAUUCUUAUAUGUGACGUCUACCUACCAGUCACUGCAAGACCUAGUACUCCCAACCCCACCUUACUUGUUUGGGAUUCUCAUCCAGAAAUGGGAAACUCCUUGGGCUAAAGUGUUUCCCAUCCGACUAAUGUUGAGACUUGGAGCUGAAUAUCGACUUUAUCCCUGCCCACUCUUCAGUGUCAGAUUUCGGAAGCCAUUGUUUGGAGAGACGGGGCACACCAUCAUGAAUCUUCUUGCAGACUUCAGAAAUUACCAGUAUACAUUGCCAGUAGUUCAAGGUUUGGUGAUUGAUAUGGAAGUUCGGAAAACCAGUAUCAAAAUUCCCAGCAACAGAUACAAUGAGAUGAUGAAAGCCAUGAACAAGUCCAAUGAGCAUGUCCUGGCAGGAGGUGCCUGCUUCAAUGAGAAGGCAGACUCUCAUCUUGUAUGUGUACAGAAUGAUGACGGAAACUAUCAGACCCAGGCUAUCAGCAUUCACAACCAGCCCAGAAAGGUGACUGGUGCCAGUUUCUUUGUGUUCAGCGGCGCUCUGAAAUCUUCUUCCGGAUAUCUUGCCAAAUCCAGUAUUGUGGAAGAUGGCGUUAUGGUCCAGAUCACAGCAGAGAACAUGGAUGCCUUGAGGCAGGCACUGCGAGACAUGAAGGACUUCACCAUCACCUGCGGCAAGGCAGACGCUGAGGAUCCCCAGGAGCACAUCUACAUCCAGUGGGUGGAUGAUGACAAGAAAGUCAACAAGGGGUAAAUGCAGAGGACUUUCCCUCUUGUGGCAUUUAGUUAUGGACUUGGCUCUGGGUUUUGUCUACGCUGGUGUUUAUAACUUUACUGAAAGCCCAAAGAGAAAGGACUGCUUUGGAUAUAUGUAACAUAAGAUUUUAAAUUUCUAGUUUCUUGGCUUAAUUUCUGAAGGA
Leptonychotes weddellii (Weddell seal) is the source of this 1900-nucleotide messenger RNA. NCBI's taxonomy places the organism in Eukaryota, Metazoa, Chordata, Mammalia, Carnivora, Phocidae. The record is from RefSeq and is a predicted model, not a curated record.